UUACCGACAUUCCUCUUGUUCAUGCACAAACAGUGGAUACUCUAUCAAUAUCACCAGCAUGCGCAACAUGUACAACAUCUUUACUAACUCCAGCUGUUUAUUUUGAAACCACAUGGUCACGUAUGCCAGAGAAAUUACAACGACAAAUAGAAGAAUAUUGGCCACCUAUUACACUUGUACCAUGUUCAUUUUGUCCAUUUGAAUUAUAUUGUUCAGAAACAUGUCGUCAACAAGCAUGGGAUAGUUAUCAUAAGAUUUUAUGCCCAUCAACAAAUCCUGAAACUAUGGAACUUUUUCAGUUUUGUGCUAGUAGACAAAUAAUCGUACGAGGAACGUGGAAUUCAAUUUUUUCACCAAUGAUUUUAGCUAAACUGAUAGCAAUGAUUGUUCUUCAUGUUGUUAAUUCUGUUCAAAAUGGAACUAGUUCAAAGGGUGUCGAUUUGACUUAUGCACAUCAAUUUCAACAAACAAACGAUGGUCCUUUGGAACAAGCUAAAGAAAUCUUUUCUGAAUUUAUAUCAUCAGGUGAUCCAACAUAUGUUCGUACAAUUCCACGUAUGCUCAAAUUAAUGCACAAUAUAUUUAAUCAUCCAUCAAUGCCAAUACAAUAUGAAUUCAAUGAGCUUGAGUUCUCAUAUCGUUUUUAUCAAAUAGCGUGUAAUGCUCAAAGUUUUUCAUCACCGAAUUAUGCAGCAACUCUAUACACACGUUUCUUAUUAAAUGUUCGACAACAUGAUAGAACUGGUUUAUAUGUAACAUUACAACCGUAUUUAAAAGGAGAACCUGCUGAUCAAGUAUUCGGCGGUCUUUUCCCUCUUCAAUCUUCACUAAAUCAUUCAUGUGACAAUUCUUGUGAAAUAAUGGAUUGUCAAGUUACGCCAGAAGUUGCUGGUAUUAAGGUUCGUUGUAAACAUCAACUUAAACCAGGUGAUGAAUUAACCAUAAAUUAUGUUGACCUAGCACUAGGACGUCGUGCUCGUCGUGCUAUGCUUAAACGUGCAUAUAAUUUUUGGUGUGAAUGUCAACGAUGUGCAUUCGAAGGUGAUGAUGCAUAUUCAUGUACAGAGUGUAAACUACUGUCACCUAGUAUUGAUAAUCCAAAUCCAAAUCUAACAAAUGGUAAUAUACCAUAUCGUAAACCAUUUCCAGCAUGUAGUCGAUGUCGUAAUGCCUGGUAUUGUUCACCGAAUUGCCAAAAACAAGCAUGGAAACGAGGACAUAAACUAAUAUGCAAAGAUUGGACAAAAGAAAGAAGUUCAUCAUCUGCUAAUUGA
Rotaria socialis is the source of this 1274-nucleotide messenger RNA. Lineage: Eukaryota; Metazoa; Rotifera; Eurotatoria; Philodinida; Philodinidae. The record is from the annotation of a GenBank genome assembly.